Acanthaster planci (crown-of-thorns starfish) is the source of this 5451-nucleotide messenger RNA. RefSeq lists its product as uncharacterized. NCBI's taxonomy places the organism in Eukaryota, Metazoa, Echinodermata, Asteroidea, Valvatida, Acanthasteridae. The record is from RefSeq and is a predicted model, not a curated record. Gene Ontology annotation, molecular function: DNA binding; RNA binding. Gene Ontology annotation, biological process: positive regulation of DNA-templated transcription; DNA-templated transcription. Gene Ontology annotation, cellular component: nucleus.
AUGCGAUGAGAGGCCUACUUCACACACCGUUAUAACAAUUAUCACUGCCAUUCCCAUGGCAUUGGCAUGAUUGGAUCCAAAUAGUGUAGGCCUAGGCAUACUUCGAGAACUCGUCGAAGUCACAAAACUCCGUGAUACUCCGUGUGCCUUUGAGGAAAGAAGGUUUACAUGAAGUCGUAACCCUAUGGGGUUUUGGAAUCGAAUUUUUGUGGUGAAACGGCAUGAACGGAAUGACAGUCAACGGGUGGAAGCGAGAAAUUGGUCAACAGCUGUCGUUUUUCUCAUGCUGACUCAGAGCUGAGAUUGAAGCUGGUGUGAAUCUACUUGUUAUCCACACUGCAAGGAAUAUCCACUGAAAGAAAGUUCAUCCACUAGAUUUGUGGAAGAGGUGAAGCGUACUACUUCCCGCUGUGAGAAGCAUCAACUUACCUGCCUUUAGUGAUUGUUCCAGAAUGUGAAUUGCACAAGAAAGAUUUCACAUAACUACAUGUACCACCCACUGCUGGUUUGGAAAAUCUUCAAGCAUGUACCAUCAGCAGAUACAACAUCUAUGACUGCAUUGUGACGGACUUCAGCCAUAGCACAGCACACCUACAGUAGCUAGAGCCGCAACAAUUUUGAUAUCUCUCAGUUUCCUUACAUUGGUUUCUAACCACUGGUGAUCACAAUGUGACAUCAAACUUUCACUGUCUUCCAAAAAUAUGAGUCAAGCUUUCUGUGCUUCCAAAAGUAAACAUUUUUUUAAAUAGUUGUGGCGAUUCUGAUUCAAUUUUGUUUAUAUGCAAAAGAUUAUCUGGUCUUUCAUUAGCAUUCUUUCCUACUCAGUUUUUCAAGCAGGAAAACAAUGGCAAUAUCUCCUUUGUAUAACUUGUAACACAUAAACACCAAAAUGUUGUAGUGUUGUGCUACAGAAGCUCAAAUCUCAGUGUAUGAUGUGAAGUCAUCCCUUUUGUGCUCUGAAGUUCAUGAUGAGAAACAGUAAAAUGGUUGAAUGGCUCUUAUAACAAUUGGCUAAGGGUUUUACUGAGACCUGUCAAAAGUGCCUUGCUACAACAGCAGAAGCUCACUUAGUGAGUUGAUAGCUGCGAAACACUCGAUAACAUCAAGUCACAUCUUGAGGUUCAGCCCAGCUUGCAAGGAACGCAAACGCAGCAGCAGUUAACAUGGCCAGGUAGCCCGCUGCCUAUGCUCAGCACUGGACCAGCAGAGAGAUUUCAGGUUAAAGACUUGUAUUUUAUGCAGAGAGGAGGGUGACAGGUUUGACGACACAGCAAGUGCCUGCAAGACAGUGAACGCGAUCCGCUUUCAUUGUCUGCCCAAUUUAGGAGGGGCAGUAUGAUAUGGUAUUGGCUGACAUGGCCAACCUUCCUGAGCAUGACUUUGCUCCCACAUGGCUCAAGAUUCCCUCACAACAACAGCAGUCAUCCAAGCCACCCAAUGUAAUUUACAACCAUGGUGUCAGAUCAGGACCUUCAGAAGAACACCAUGACAGAUACAAGUCACGACCCUACUCCACAGACUCACACCAUGGCUAUGGUAGAUCACCAACUCAUGACCAGUUUGGCUUCCGAGGCAGAGACGAGCAUCGUCACUACUCCGGUGCAAGCCAUCGCCAUCAUUCCGUCGAUGAUCUACCGUGGGACCCAGACCCCACGACCCACUGGAAUGUGUCCCUGUUCAACGGUAACUCCAGCAGUAGCUAUGGCACAGGCUACCCCCGCCGAGGUAGCUCCGUCCCUCGGAAUGGCCAGCAGUACUCCAGCAAUGGGCGCUAUGAAGGCAGCGGGUUUGCCUCAAGCCGAGGACACUAUCAGCAAGGGAAACCGGCUGGACCUGGACGACAGAGGUACAACUCUGGACCCAAAAGUGGUUAUUCGGAGCGAGAUGAUCACACCAAUGACACUCCUACUAAGGAGGAGGUGCAAGGGGAUGGACCACAUGACGCAGGAAAGGAAAGCAACAAGAGUGCCUUAUCAAAUCAGGACUUUCCUUCCUUAUCUGGCUCUAGUGAUGAUGUAGAAACAAGUGGAACAUCAAAGACCGGGAUUCCAUCUGGAGCGUGGGAAAAACCACCUGGUACUACCCGCGUCAUCAGUGGCCGCAAGAUGCAGCUGAUUAAGAAAUCAAUUCCAAGUACCUUGGACAGCAAGUCCACAACACGCCCCAUCACCCUCUCAUCCUCAUCGGUGGUGGACACCCCUGCUGGGUCAAAGGUUGGAGGUCAGAAUGGGUCCGCCACUCAGACGUCGAAGGUUUUGGCUUCUUCUAAUGGCAGCUCUAGCGUUGUUCUGAAAUCCAUGACGUCAGUUACUCCCAUGGCUUCCUCACGGAAUAAGGAGUCAGCGAUCAGAUCAGCCCCUGUUCCGCCCAGCCGAAUUUCACCAAUACCUAGCAAACCCUCACCUGUGCCCAUCCUGGGUCGAUCCAUGCCAAUGGAUAUCACUCCUCCACCUGUCCAUAAGGUGUCCAACAACAAGAUCACUUCCAGCAAAGGGCCAACUGACAAAGCUCCCAUCAGCAAGUCACCAAUUACCAAAGCAGUCACCCCCCUCGCCACAAGACCCUCCCUCGUAGACGAGACAAGUUCACGCUAUCAAGACCCUCCUCCCCUCCAACCUGACACCAACAAAGGAGCUACCCUCGCUGAUGUGUCCCUACCUCACAAGACAUCAGCUUACACCACUGCAACACCUGUAAUUGAAGACUGCAUCAAGACAGACCAACCUGCACCGUCAACACCAGCAUGUGUCAUCAGUACACCAGCAACGCCGACAACAUCCAAGUCGUCAGUCACCAAAAUAUCUGCAACUGUCUCCUCGUUCAAGACGCCUGUCUCCAAGUUGUCUACCCAGACACCUUCCAAGCCAAUGUCGGUUACCAAUAUGUCCUCAUCCCUAACCCCAUCCAAGCCCUCGUCUAUUGCCAACAUGUCCUCAAAUCUCAGUAAGCCGAGUUCUCCUGUCUCUCUCUUGGCUUUGACCCCAAAUCGUCCCACGUCCACUGGGGGUCGAUCUGCUCCUGUGUUUGGCAGGCCUUCUGUGUCUUCCAGUCGCCCUUCCGGCACCAUUGUCAACCGAGUGAUAACAGCAUCAUCGAGUACCAGCAGCUCUGUACCCGUCACUCUCCACUCUGCGAGUAACAGGAAGGAGAAGACUAUCACCCCAGGUCAUAGGUCAACACUGACGCCGCUCUCUAAAGAGCCUCCCCCUUCCCUUCCUACCUUUGUUCUUCCCACUGCCCCUUCCUUUGACAUGCCAGCCCCAAGUCCCACCACUCCCAAACUCAAGAAAGGAGACAAGCUGGACUUUCUGAAUGAACUCCGCCGUUCUAGCAAUGGCGACAUAUCCAAAGAGGUCAGUGAAACCAAUCGAGACAACCUGAGAGAGACUGAAGAGAAGGUCCAGAUGAACGGAUCCACAGCUGAACCCAUGACGAUACUAAAUAGAGAACAACUUGACAUUAAGACCAACGGCAUUGACAUCCACGAAGACGUCACAGAGACCGAGAAUAGCUGUGAAGAGGACAGCAUCCCCAACUUCUAUCCGGUCUUCUCUCCAGUCAAGGAUGGGCCAGACAUGUCUAGCAGUCUUGAAGCCGAGAAAAGGCUCCUACAGGAGAUGGGUUGGCACGAACACAGCGACAAUGAAGAGGGCUACGCUCCACUGACUGAAGAUGAACUCAAGGAGUUUCAGAAACGGUCUCAACAGUUGAAGAAGAAUGGUUUGACACGAGCUCUCCCGGCUGCUUUUAACAGUGUUAGCCUGCCUAUUGGUUCCAUCGCCCAAGUUCGUCUGGAUGACGGCUUCACAAGCAGUGAUUCGGACUCUUCAGAUGAUGAAAGCUGAGGGUUAUGCUCAGACUGUUGGUGAAUCUUCAUUGAUGGAGAGUAUUCUUGAUGCAAUUCUUGAAAAUGUUGGACUGGAAAUAAAUCAUAUGGCAAUUGGAGAAAUGACCUUCUACAGUUUUUUGUACCUAAAAGUCUUCAAGAUUUGAAAUGUGUCCCUUAAAAAUGAAGUAAAGUGAACACAACUUUUUGAUAUAAAUACACUCUAUUAUGACAGGUUAGUCUGUGAAGUAGAUUGUUUGGAAUUUCUGUCUGGAAGAAGGUGAUUUGAAGCAAACUUACUCAGCUAAUGAAAAAAGCAAUUUUUGUCUUUUAAGGACAGUGUUUUUCUAUCUUUUGCAAUUGCAUUUUGUAUCUGCCGUGAUUUUUUUUUGAGACUGAAGAUGAUAAUCUAGAAAUUUCCACAUUACGUUUUUUUGCUGUUUCUCCCUCUCGUUCUUUGUCCAGCAUAUUUGCUUGCUUGUUAAUGUUCCACAAAAAUGAUGUACACAGUUCAGGAACCCUUCUCUUUACCAGUUGUCUGAAUUCCUUCCAGGGAGGAAAAUCAGAAGGCAUUUUGGUCAUCUGAAAAUCUGUAGACUUGCUGUUGUUUGCAACAUUUGGCUUCUGUAUGUCUUUGAUAUAGGAAUUUUCAUUCAGACUUCAAUGAGCUUUUGUAGUGCAUCUCGAAUGUGUGCUUUCAAACCUAAAGUUGCAUAUCUUCCUAGAUAAAAGACAAAAGGAAACUAUUAAAACAAAAUCUCAGGAAAAUAUCUGAAACUUGGGUUGAUCAAAUAUGUAGUGGUUGGUAACAGAACAGAAGACAAUCUUUCUGGUUGUAUUUUACUUUUCAAUAUCCCUGAAGCGGUAGCAUUCCUUACUUUUCUUUUCCCCUUCGGUACUAUUUGUUCAAGAUCCUGUACAAAAGAACUGGAACGUUUCCUGGGUUUGGUGUCAUACUAUCAUUUGUCAGACCACAGUUUGUAAAAAUAAAAAAAAACAAAAACGAAAAGUGCAUAUCUCUGUAAAAAAAAUGAAGGGACUCAAGAUAAACAUAAAUGGUGUUUGUAAUUUCAUUAUUUAUAUAGUUAUUCAGUGAAAACAUAUCGCGAUUUGAUAUUUCUGUUAAACCCUAUUUGAUUGAAUGUAUUCAGCUUUAACACCCAAAAAAUGUCUUGUAGACAAAACUUGUUCCAGUAAUUGUACCCGAAUGGUUCACUUUAUCAAGAGUCUUUUUUCACUACAUUAUGAAUGGGCGUCUGAUAUUUUCUUAUCUUCAGAAGUGCUUUACCCUGAAGCCGUAUUUGUCGCAUUUCAAGUUGGAACUUUCAUUCAGCCUUUUGUUUUUUAGAAGUUAAUUUUUGUUUUGGCUUGUGUAUAUUUUUGCCAAGUGGGCACCAAUUUGAGAGAGGUUUGGGGUAAUUUUGGUUGUGUGAGCACAAAUUCUGUAUAAUUUUCUAUAAAGCAAACGAGAAAGAUUCUCAGUAAACACUAGACUGCAUUAGCAGGUGUUAAUGUACAGUGUAAUAUUAAUCCUUGCAAUGAUUGCGAUGUUUUCCCUCAAGACGGAUAAUUGUAACCAAAUAAAACAAUUUUUCUAAUUUUGCUUCGUUUCCUUCUGUCUCAAA